This is a messenger RNA of Solenopsis invicta (red fire ant), 1708 nucleotides long. RefSeq names its product KICSTOR complex protein C12orf66 homolog. Lineage: Eukaryota; Metazoa; Arthropoda; Insecta; Hymenoptera; Formicidae. The transcript is spliced from 9 exons. Bases 372 to 1655 code for a protein of 427 amino acids. Gene Ontology annotation, biological process: cellular response to amino acid starvation; negative regulation of TORC1 signaling; cellular response to glucose starvation. Gene Ontology annotation, cellular component: KICSTOR complex. The record is from RefSeq and is a predicted model, not a curated record.
UAUGUCCAGGUUGUAGGGAUGGCUUCUCGAAAAAUCUAAAUCGUGGGUAUGGCCAUUCUCAGGCUUCUUUUCUUUUUUUCGAUUUUUUUGUAAAAUCUAUCUUAUCCAAAUUUUUUUUGGCGUGUGCUUUUAUUCUACAACAGGAUUUUGUGAUCUGUCAAACCAAUUGGGAAAUUAAUUUAUUCUGUAAUGCGAUCGGUAUUUAGGAUUUUCUUAAUCCAUAAAAAAUCAAAUUGAUGAAUUGACCCCAUCUCUAGCAAAGUCAAAAUGACUCAAACAAUGUACGCAGAGCGUUGCAACAUAAUUUUGUGAUAGCCACAUGGCUUGACUGUUUAUUCUUUAUCCACGUUUACUGCAACCAAGAAUAGAGGAUGGAUCAUGAGGACGAGUUUCUUAACGCCUUCUUCACGCAAGUCGCUCAAUUAUGCUCCGACAAAGCUAAGGAAACAGUUGAGAGAGAAAGGGAAUCAUGUAAACAAAUGCAAAUGGGUCCAUGGGGAAUGCUCCUGAUGCAUUUACCACAGAUAGCUGUGGCAGAGCGUUCAUAUGCAGAUUUAGGUUUCCUCAAUACCAAAAACAAAGGUUUCCUCAGAAAAGAUAAUUCUCUAAAGACUAUCUACGAAUCAUUGAAAUCUGAUUUGAAAAGAUUGGAGGAAAUGACCAAGGGAACAAACUCUAUUGGUACGACAGUUGCAAAUGUUUCCAAUCAGCUCUGUCAAUUCAUUACAGCAAGAAUCCAACUGAUAGAUUUCUAUGAGAAAAUGUACAAUAUGAGUGUAAAUAGUAAAGUUAUGAAGCAUCAAGAAUUGCUGCAGUGUAUAGAAGGAAUAGUGACAUGUUAUUUGUUGUCUUGUUCUCAUUUAGCAUUGAUUGCUAUCAAGACCAGUUUAACAUUAGAAUGUGAAACGCUAGUACAACUAAUGACAGCACAAGUGGAAGUUCAAAGGUGGAGGUUUUUACCAACUCUAAUGGCUCUCUAUGGAGCUCAAACUCGAAUGUCAGCUUGGGAAAGAACUCUGCAGAGCAAGGAGUCUUGGAAAUUGGGCUUUAGUGCAACAUUUCUCAAGGCGAAUCAACAACCAGCGUUAUAUCAAUGGUUGAUGAAACUUCGUGGUGCCAUAUUAGCUAAGUGUUCUCUAUAUUUUCACACUACUUUAAGUCAACAAGCUAGUCCAGGAGAGAUGAGGAAUAUUAUGAGCAAGCAGAGUGCAGAUUACUAUCAUAAAAUACAGAGCUUUCAGAGGAAAUAUGACAUACUAGCGGUAUUGAUAAUCUUCGACUCUAGAGAAACUGAUAAUUCAGGCCCGGGAUACAGGCAUCCGGGAAGAGGUGUAAACUUGUCCGAGACCUUUCCUGUUGUCGUUUCUUGUCCUAAUAUAUUUACGCAGAAAUCGAUACACUUGGAUAAUAUUCAGACCAAAAUAAAGGAGCGACAGGCCGAACUUAUCAUUAUGGACAAAGUGAUUUACCAUAAAAGCACAAAAGAUAUGUGUACAUACGCUUUUUAUAACACUGAUCUUACAAUGACUCUCGUGAUCGUGUUUGAAAACGGUAAACUGAAGGAUAAGGAAACUCACAUUACGUCGUUUAUGAUGGACUUGUCUAUGCAAAUUAGAUGCAAUAAGAUUUAUGAAUGUCUCAAAUUAUCGAAAUAAAUGUCUUUAUGUGAAUACAUUUAUGAUAAUAAACAAUUAUGCCAAAGACCUAA